CCCCUACGAAUUCUACGAUUACGAAAUAAUGUUUCACUAGCGUUGCUACUUGCUAGCUAGGAACAAGUGAUCCAAACCAAAGUGAAGACAAAGGCAAAAGGAAAAUGAAGUGAAAAAAAAAAAAAAAACGAAAACAAAUAAACCCCUCAACCAAGACUAAAACUGCCUUAUUAAUCAAUUGGUCGAGCGAGUGGUUUUGUUCUGUAAUAGUGCGCCUCUUCCCGCCCAGUUACUUGCCCUUCUCUCUCUGCACUCCGACGAUGGGAAAUUCGUCCAAGGACGAUUCCGCCACCUCCGGCGACGCCUCCGCCGGCGACGUUCAGCCCGCAAAUUCCAGCCUUUACUCCGAGGGCGAGAGAGUCCUCGCCUACCAUGGCCCUCGAAUCUACGAAGCCAAGGUGCAAAAGACUGAGAUCCGAAAGAAGGAAUGGAGAUACUUUGUUCACUACCUUGGAUGGAAUAAAAAUUGGGACGAAUGGGUAGGUGAGGAUCGUUUGAUGAAACACACUGAAGAGAAUGUCCAGAAACAGCAAGCUCUAGACAAAAAACAAAGCAUAGACAAGAAUGUUAAGUCUGGUCGUUCAAAUCAAGCAAAGGCCAAAAGUUCUAUGGAUGCAAAAGUGGAUAAAGAAGACAUCAAGAAUAACGUACCAAAAGGGAAGAAACGAAAAACUGAUUCAGGAGCUGAGAAGGGAAGCGUGACAGUUGAAAAGCUCGUCAAGAUUCAAAUUCCUGCAACAUUGAAGAAACAACUUGUUGAUGAUUGGGAGUAUGUUACUCAGCAGGAUAAGCUUGUAAAACUCCCCCGUUCGCCAACUGUGGAUGAGAUUCUAACAAAGUUCCUUGAAUACAAGACAAAGAAGGAUGGCAUGGGGGCUGAUUCUAUUGGUGAAAUUUUGAAAGGAAUAAGGUGUUAUUUCGAUAAAUCUUUGCCUACAAUGCUCUUAUACAAAAGAGAACGCAAGCAAUAUAGUGAAGUUGUUGCAAAUGAUGUCUCUCCGUCAACCAUAUAUGGAGCUGAACAUUUAUUGCGCCUCUUUGUUAAGUUACCUGAGCUUUUGGUGUAUGUGAACAUUGAAGAGGAAACGAUGACUCGCUUGCAGCAGAAACUACUCGACUUUCUCAAGUUUUUGCAAAAGAAUCAGAGUAUUUUCUUUCUGUCAGCAUAUGAUGGUGCCAAAGUAUCCGAAGGAAAAGGCAAAGGCAAGGAUGACUGAGAAGCUUUUUGCUCAGUUAAAUUGAAGUCUUUCUCAUCUGUUGUAAUAUGAAUGAUCAAUUAGCAUAUACAAAUAGCAUAUUUUCCCUGAAAAAUCCUUGGGAGAAACUCGAUUGUUGUUGUAACAAUAUUGACUAGAGUCUAAUCCAUUCUUUGAUUAUUCAAGCUUACAAUGUGUUAAUGAACUAUCGAUGGCUCACGUCUUGUGAAACUU
Molecule: messenger RNA, 1430 nt
Organism: Arachis stenosperma
Lineage: Eukaryota; Viridiplantae; Streptophyta; Magnoliopsida; Fabales; Fabaceae
Product: protein MRG1
Exons: 11
Coding region: 261-1217 (318 amino acids)
Biological process (GO): chromatin organization; regulation of DNA-templated transcription
Cellular component (GO): nucleus; histone acetyltransferase complex
Source: RefSeq, a predicted model, not a curated record